Molecule: messenger RNA, 1172 nt
Organism: Leptinotarsa decemlineata (Colorado potato beetle)
Lineage: Eukaryota; Metazoa; Arthropoda; Insecta; Coleoptera; Chrysomelidae
Source: RefSeq, a predicted model, not a curated record
CGACAGUUUUUGUCAACAAUGAAAUGUCCCGUCGGCAGGCAGAAAGAUCAAAAGGUUUCUGUGUUUUGUCUGUGUUUUUCAAACAGAGUUCGAUAUGUGGAAACGGUCGACAACAACAAACAACUAUUCAGUUCACUAUUUUGUUAUGGUGUGUGACUUCAUGCGACAUUUUAUCUGUAUUUAAAGUGUUAAUCUGUGAACAUGAGCGAAAAAAAACAAUGGACAGUUGAAGAAUGUAGCAAUUUAAUUGAAAUCUAUCGAAAGCACCCAAACUUAUGGAACACUUCGCAUAUAGAUUACAAAAAUCGAAUGAAGAAAUAUGAUUCUCUGAAGGAAAUAGCACAACAGUUUGAAACGAAGCAUGAGGAAAUUGAAAGAAAAAUGAAAAAUUUGAUUAGCCAAUAUCAACGAGAAAGAAGAAAUUACAAAAAAUUAAAGAAGUUGGGAGCUGGACACACUUUCAAGGCAAAAUGGUUUGGUUAUUCGGCAAUGUGUUUUUUACACGACAAAAACAAACCUAUUGAAGGGAGCCAAAGCGAAUUGGAUUUUGAGGAUAGCAACCCAUCAUGCAGUGAAGACAGUAAUGCCAAUGAGAGUCAAAUGUGUGAAUUGAGAUGUAAUGCCAAUGAGAAUCACCUGCGUGAAUUGGAUGGUAAUGUUUUGUUUGUUAAGAUAGAAAACCAGGAACAGCAGUCCGAGCUUCUGGAGUUGCAAGAAACUGAACCAAUUACAACACCAACCACAACACAAGAGGAUACAAAAAAACGACCAGUAAAACAACAUUUAUAUUCUGCUCCAAAAACUGAUAAGAAAAGUUCCAAUCUAGUAGAUACUGAUGAUACGAGUACUCCUGCUAGCGAAGCCUUUCAAAUGAUGAAAUUCCUGUACCAGAAAACCCAGACACUCAAAACACGUGACAGAUACUCAAUAUUAGGUGAACUAGUAGAAGAUACAAUACGUAACUUGAAAACAGAUUUUUCAAAGGCUACAGUUGAACAUCAAAUACAUAAUAUUUUAUACGAGGCCCAAAUUGGAAAAUAUGAUUUUCCACAAUAAUCUUCUGUUACAUCUUAUUCAAUUGCGACUUCGUCUUCUAUUAGCACUUCAUCAGCAUCUCCUCAUCCUGUAGAAACUAAUACAUAGUUCAUGUGAAACAUAAAAUUUUUAAAUUA